Cryptomeria japonica (Japanese cedar) is the source of this 1046-nucleotide messenger RNA. Its product is annotated as receptor-like protein kinase At5g59670. The transcript is spliced from 3 exons. Bases 41 to 1018 code for a protein of 325 amino acids. The record is from RefSeq and is a predicted model, not a curated record. Lineage: Eukaryota; Viridiplantae; Streptophyta; Pinopsida; Cupressales; Cupressaceae.
UUUCUCAUUAAUUCUCUGCUUGGAAUUUGCAUUGAUUAUCAUGAAAUUCAUAAGCUUAAGCUUGUUAGCGAUCACAGCUUUCAUUGGAUUAAUCAGUCGCUGCACAUUGGCAAACCCAGAUGGAUUUCUAAGUAUUAAUUGUGGCACUUCAAAAAAUGAAACAAUCGGAAAGUUGGACUGGAUUACAGAUUCCUUGUUCAUAAAAUUCAGAAACACGUCCAUAAUGUCUCCAUUCAGUUCUAACAAUAGGGCCUUUCAAUAUCAGUCCGUGGCCUAUUUUACAAAUCUGGAAGCAAAUAAAUAUUGUUACUUACUGCCCGUGACGCCUCAUAAACAAUACCUGGUAAGGGCUAGGUUCUCUUUUGGAGGGUUUGAAAAUCUGCCUUUAGCAAGCAUCUUCGAUUUGUAUAUCGAGGGAAUCAAGUGGGCAAAAGUCGAUCUGACGAAUCGAUUUAAAAAUCUCAAUUACUAUUACGAUAUCAUCCUGGUCCCUAAAGGCGGUAGUCUGAGUUUAUGCCUGGCUAGAAAUUCAGAGACACAAGAAAAUUGCUAUGUUUUCAUUUCAACUAUUGAGUUGAGGCUGCUACAAUCUACAAUGUAUGAUACUUACACUGAUUUCAACUACAGCGCUUUAAAAUUAUUCUCUCGUAUACAUUUUGGGAGCUCUGAUGAGAUAAGGUUCCCCCAGGACCAGUAUGAUCGCCGGUGGCAACCUUUUCAGGUAUUGUCAACAAGAAAUAUCGGCACGAAUGCCUCCUCUUUUGGAAGCAUGAAAAACCAACCACCUGUAUCAGUAUUAAAGACUGCUAUUUCAUCGCUUGUAGGGGAAGAGGUGUUCGUUUCGAACUGGCAUCUUCUUAACCAGGGCAUUUAUUAUUUUGCUCUUUACUUGUGCAACAUCAAUAAGACAAGUCUUUCAGGAAACAACACAUUUCAGGUCUGCAUUGGGAAUCUUCAAAUAGCAGAAAUAGACGUUCCUGAGUAUAUGUACUGUUUGUCACAAGAAAGUCGUGUAUAGCUUAGCACAACUGAGACUAUAAACAUAA